UGCUCCGAAAGCUCCCGCGCCCACAUAACCAUGUAAUUCCUCCUCCGUUUAUUUACAAAUAUCCCGCAAACUUUGCCGUUCCUGCUCAAGUUUGGCUCGAAAUCGCUUGAUCCGCCGGAUACUGGUACCUCGUGCACCCAUGGUCCAGUGAUCUGCACGCUUGUUUUUGAGGUGACAUGGGGAGCGGCGUUGACAUGUUGGCGUGCGUUUUGGAUUCCGGUUGCUCCGACUCAUGGGACCCCCCACCGGACUCUAUCCUCGAAAUCCCACCCCCACCCAUGCCCUCCUUUUUUCAGAGCAACUUCACCUUAUCUCCCGGUUGCUCCCCUUUUUCCUGCGAUUGGUCCACCGGACACAGCGUUGAAUAUGUCGAGUUACCGCAUCAAGAGACACAACUGGAUGAAACCUGGUUGAUCAUACUUGGAUCCUCGCUAGUCAUAGUUUUGGUGCUAAGCAUUCUGCUAACAAUGUUCCUCAUAAGAUGUCGUCAACUGAAGACGCUGAAGAUCCCCUCGCUGAGCAGCCUGAACGAGGGCGGGAACUGCGAGGCGGUGCUGUACCCGGCCUCGAUGCACGGGCGGGCCUUCUGGGCCACGCUGGGGCCCCACGGGACCAUGAAGCACGUGACGGAGCCCCUCCCGUUCCCGAUCCUGAAGCCGGCCACCAAGAGCUUCGAGAACUGCGGCUUCAUCGAGGCCGAGGACUACAUCUCCAAAGUCAGGCCCCGGGUCUCCUCCCCGACCAGGAUCGAAAACCCCAACCUCCCCCCCCUCAACAUCAACGGGAGCCUCCGCCGACCAUCCUAUCAUACCAUCGGCCGGCAGUAAGCCACUCGCCACCGCGGAAUAACUCCACUUCAUUCUGCAUUUGGCAACUAAAAUUUGGCGUAUUUCUGCCAAACGGAACUAUAUGCACACUGGAAAAAAAACACAUUGGAUCUAGAGUCCAGACUCUUGAAAACAUUGACCAGAAAAAAUGCUCUUGAUUCAAUCAGAUUUAAGCUUAAAUCAAAGGGAAAUCCGCUCAAAUUAAGAGGCUUGGUUCCUGAUUUGGCCUGUUUGAACACGCUGUUUGGCCUGGAGCGGCACGGCGCAGAGAGCAACGAUGGCGAGAACUUGAGAUGGAAAGGAGAAGCCCUAUCGGCGCACCGGACAGCAUGAAUUACAUAUUAGCGCCUGCAAGACUCCAUGAAUACUUCACGCAUUGCGUCAAAAACAGCGCGGUCACUUGGUCAGCAGCGGUCAGCGUGAAACGCAUAGCGCCUACAAGACUGUAGGGAUACUUCACGCAUUGCGCCAAACACAUGUUUUUAAGAAUCUGGACUCUAGAUCCAAUGUGUUUUUUUUCCAGUGCAUUAAGAAAUGAACCCUGACAAACAUAAGAAUACAGGCAUGCAUAACAAGGCUCUCGUUAUAAUGCACAUAGUUCCGUUUGACAGAAAUUCGUUCAAUUUCUGACUCAUCCCUAAAAACACUUAAGUACAUGUGGGGAAACUAAUGGUACAUACGUUGUUUCUAGACUGAGCCAGAGAUUGUAAUUAAAAAUUGCAAAAUGUAAUCCAACUGAGUGGAACCAGCCAUAGGCGUAGCUCAUGGGGGGCAAAGUGGGCCUGGCGUAAGCCCCCGACUUUAAAAUAAUAUCGUCUGACCCUUACUAGAAAAUCUGGAUGACACAGGAUAGCCUGGUUCAUUCCCUCGCUGCAUUGCAGGAAGGCGAUAGGAAAACGGUAAAAUUGUGGGAUGUUUUUCAAGAAUUACUGGAAGAGAUGAACCUUUAAUUUGCAAAUGGCUAGAUUUUGCUUGAGAGUAGCUUUAAAAUGCAUCCCGUGCGUGUGAUCAAUUUUCCGGGAGAGUAACCGCCCUUCCCUCCGAAACCUCCUUGUGUACUAGGGAGACCAGAAGCACUCCUUUUAAAAAAAGGUGGGGGGGGGUGCUACCCUCAGUAGGUUGGUCGAGCUACGCCUUUGAUUGGUAGAAGAAAAUCGAUGACUAAAGUUCGUAUCUCCAUUGCGAUGUUUCAAAAUCUCCACUCCUAUUUUACUUUUUUCGAGGAGGAACAAAUCAACUGCAUGACUUGAAAUUUCUGGCGAAUAUUCUGCUGAUAAAGAAGAAGAGUCGAGGAAGUUUUCAACAAACUAUAAGUUGACUAGUUUUCAAAUGAAAAAAUUAAGUAUGACAGGAAGUCUAAAACGUUGCAAACGGAGAUACGUGGUUUCACACUUUGGCCAUCGAAAUGUUAUAACCAAAGAAACUGUGGCUCCCUCCUAGUUGGGAGCACAGAUAGGUAAAGGCGUCCCUUAAAGAAAGGCUGGUUCCGCCCAUGAAAAUAGUACCCCAACGAGGAAAGCCGAAGGUCGAGGAAGCCUUCCGGGUGGAAGAUAAGUGUAAACCGGUUCUCCAUUUCUGGUUUACACAUGCCUUGACAUGAUUGAUUGAGAUGCUAACACAAAUAGCGACGAUUUUAAAGUUAUCUUUUUAAAUAUUCAAUGGAUGUUAUGUUCCAACUUUAACGCACAAUUACAUUAGGAUGCACCUGUUGAAAGUAUACACCCACUUUGUCAGAAUCCUUAAAAGUAAAUUCCGAGGAACCUCACAAAACACGUACGUCUAUUAUGAUUUCUGUGAAAUAACGGCUCUUCAUAUCAUGAAAAUUUGAGAAAAGGGGGUUGCAGUUUAGGCCCUUCUUAGAAUUUAUAAAGCAUUGAGAGCAAUGGGAAGAAUACUACCUAAUUAUUGCUGUUGUUCAAUCUCUUCCAACUUGACACAGCACAUAUAUUUUAAAACGCUUCCUGUGAAGUGGACUAUUACCUAAUUUAAAAUCUUGUUAGAUCUACUGUUUAAUUUUUCCAGAAAUGUUAAUCAUAGGUUGGGAAUUAUUUCAUUUCAACAUCAGACAAUGGGACUGCGCACAACGCGUAACAAAGCAACACGUCACGUCAAGUUACAAGUGUCUGCUUCGCAAAACGUCUCAGAAGUUCCUUCCAUUUUAAGGCAUGCAACACACCAUACGCAUCGCGCCAACACCUCUUGCGCCGUUAAAUUGUAAAUACUACAGACUUAUCUGAGAACUCUGAAGAAAUGUCCUCCAAAGCACCCCAGCUUACAGUACUCAUCGAUUACUUUUUUUAUUGUUUACCCUAUGCAUCUGUUAAUUUUCUUUUUUUACGUCUUUGUAUUAAUACUCUUAUUUGUCGAUGUCAAAUAAAGCCAUUAACUAUUUAAAUUACGGUUA
Bemisia tabaci is the source of this 3231-nucleotide messenger RNA. RefSeq lists its product as uncharacterized. NCBI's taxonomy places the organism in Eukaryota, Metazoa, Arthropoda, Insecta, Hemiptera, Aleyrodidae. The record is from RefSeq and is a predicted model, not a curated record.